UCCCACGGAAAAAAAAAAAUCCCUACACAGACGCAAGUAGAGAGAGAGACGGUGCCCGAGUGAGGUUUCUUAUAAAUUUGGGAUUUCUUCUGGGUAUUCACAAAUAUUACAUACUUUGUAUGUGGGUUUGUGAUUGAAGUUGGAGAAAAUGAAUCUGGGAGGUCAAGGAGCGAGAUCGAUGUCGGUGCCGAGCUAUAGUGUUUCUUGGAAGCCCGGUGAUGCUGUUUCCGACCAGUUUCCGGUGGGUCUCCGGGUACUUGUUGUCGAUGAUGACUCCACUUGUCUCAUGAUCUUAGAGAAGAUGCUUCGAAACUGCCUCUACGAAGUUACCAAAUGUAAUCGAGCAGAGAAGGCAUUAUCGCUACUACGGGAGAACAGAAAUGGGUACGAUAUUGUUAUAAGCGAUGUCCACAUGCCUGAUAUGGACGGGUUCAAACUCCUUGAGCAUGUCGGGCUUGAAAUGGACCUGCCUGUUAUCAUGAUGUCUGCGGAUGAUAGCAAAAGUGUUGUGAUGAAAGGUGUUACUCAUGGUGCAUGUGAUUAUCUAAUCAAACCGGUUCGCAUUGAGGCAUUGAGGAACAUUUGGCAGCAUGUAGUUCGGAAGAGGAAGAAUGAGUGGAAGGAUUUCGAGCAAUCGGGAAGCAUAGACGAAGGAGAACAACAGCAACAAAAGCUGUCAGAAGAUGCAGAUUUCUCAUCGUCAGCAAAUGAAGGGAGUUGGCGAAACGCAAAGAGGAGGAAAGAUGAGGAAGAUGAAGUGGAGGAGAGGGAUGACACAUCGUCAUCAAAGAAGCCACGAGUGGUUUGGUCAGUUGAGCUUCAUCAACAGUUUGUGGCAGCUGUAAAUCAACUUGGCAUUGACAAGGCUGUUCCUAAGAAAAUUCUCGAGUUGAUGAAUGUUCCUGGACUCACUCGUGAAAAUGUUGCUAGCCACCUUCAGCUGUUACUUGGCAUGUUUUCCCCCCAGCUUCCUCUAUGGAGCACUCACAACUGCAACAAUUUGGUGCAGAAAUAUCGGCUCUACCUUAGAAGGCUAAGCGGAGUAUCACACCACCAGAGCGGACUCAAUAACUCUUUUGUGGGGCCUGCAGAUGCGACCUUUGGGCCGAUAUCUUCAUUCAACGGGCUCGAUUUUCAAGCUCUGGCCGCCACUGGUCAAAUCCCGGCACAAAGUCUUGCUUCGCUCCAAGCAGCGGCUCUAGGUAGGUCAACUGCUAAAUCUGGCAUAUCCGUGCCCCUUAUUGAUCAAAGAAACCUUUUCAGCUUUGAAAUGCCAAAAAGAUUUGAAACGCCACAACCGAGCAAUAAUAAUAAGCAAAUUAACUUACUUCAUGGAAUCCCAACCACCAUGGAGCCGAAGCAACUUGCGAACUUGCACCAAUCUGUACAGUCCUUCCGGGGCAUGAAUAAUAUGCAAACCAACCCACAUGGAAGCCAGAGUAGCUCUUUACUCGUGCAAAUGUCUCAACCACAUUCGAGACCACAGAUGUUGAACGAUACUAAUGCCAAUCAUCUUUUGAGGCUUCCAUCGUCCAUUGCUCCGCCUGCAUUGUCCACUGGAAUGACAAGUGGUGUUUUGGUGUCCAUUGCUCCGCCUGCGUUGUCCACUGGAAUGACUAGUGGGGUUUUUUCAAGAAAUGGAAUAGCCGACAAUGCCAGAGGGACGGUAUACAAUUCAGUUUCUCAACCCUCUUCAAUGGUGGAUUUCUCAAUAGACCGAAACACGGAUUUGCCACGCAAUGGUUUUCUGCUUGGGAAUAAUUCAGGGAUGUCCGGGAUCACAUCCAAAGCGGCGCUCCAAGAAGAGGGUAAUUCAGGAAUGAAAGGAUCUAGAGGAUUUGCUCCUAGUUAUGAUAUUUUUAGUGAUUUGCAUCAGCAUAAAUCGCAAGAUUGGGAGUUACAAAGUCUAGGAUUGAACUUUGACACCUCCCAACAUGUGAACAUGCAAGGCAACAUUGAUGUCCCACCGUCAGUUUUUGUUGACCAAAGUUUUUCUUCUUGCCAAAACAAUGCACAUAACAGAAAUACAUCUAUCGGUAAGGGAAUUUUCUCAGUUGGGGAAGACAGUGGAAAUGGAACCAUUGAACAAUAUAGUCAGGAGGACCUUAUGAGUGCACUUCUCAAGCAGCAGCAGGAAGGCAUUGGACCGGCUUCAAAUGAGUUUGGCUUUGAUGGGUAUUCCUUGGAUAAUCUCCCUGUAUAGACACGCCUCAGCUCCAGCUCUCCCUAUACUUGCAGUUUCUGGUGUACAUAGUUACUGUUACCACUGAAUUUAACCCAUUCCUUCCUUCAACCAAAUGGUGAAAAUUCAGUUUCCUAAUUACUUCAAUACAUGGGAUCUUGAUUUUACUUUGCUGCAUCGUUUGGUUGUGAACAAUUCGCCAUGCUUGAUCAAUUUUGGAGUUUAGGGUUAGGGUAAACAAGUCAUUUGAUUGCUCAAGAUACAAGUCUUGGUACUUUUUCUUUUCAUGUUUAUUUACUUCUCCGUAAUUUUAAAAAGAUUGUAUUCUUUGUGUUUCCAUAAACUCUGCUGAUGAUCACCAUUGGUUUCAUCUCAAAAUCAUGAAAGUCACUUUUUGUUUUC
Messenger RNA from Camellia sinensis, 2584 nucleotides. RefSeq names its product two-component response regulator ARR2. The record is from RefSeq and is a predicted model, not a curated record. Gene Ontology annotation, molecular function: DNA binding; DNA-binding transcription factor activity. Gene Ontology annotation, biological process: phosphorelay signal transduction system; cytokinin-activated signaling pathway. NCBI's taxonomy places the organism in Eukaryota, Viridiplantae, Streptophyta, Magnoliopsida, Ericales, Theaceae.